AGAAAAUAAAAGAGAAGAAAUUAUUCCGGAUUCCGCUGCCAAUAUUCCGAGUGCUUUCUUCUCCUUCCACCCACUUAACUGUUUAAGUUGGAAAAUUUUUGAGCUGUCCCUUUUACACUGCUGCGUUUUGGUCAAUAACUCAAACACCAAACCGUUUUGGUUUUUAGUUGGUAAGUGUGUGUCUUUGUUUUUUGUUUGACAUUUUCGUUUCAAAUGGGAUGUGGGUUUCACACUCUAACCACUGCAAACUGAAGAAAAAAGAGCUGUUACCAGGUGUUCUUGCUUCUAUUAUUUUCAUUCAUGGGGAAGAUCACCACUUCUGCGGUACAGCCUGUGUCUCAAGAAGCUUCAACUGAUGAUGAGAUUUUUAUGCAGCAGAGCUUGAUCUUUGAUGAUAGUCUCAAGGAUUUGAAAAAUCUCAGAUCACAGUUAUACUCAGCUGCCGAGUAUUUUGAACUUUCAUACACCAAUGAUGACCAAAAACAAAUAGUGGUAGAGACAUUAAAGGAUUAUGCGAUUAAAGCUCUUGUGAAUACUGUGGAUCAUUUAGGUUCUGUGACAUAUAAAGUGAAUGACUUGUUGGAAGAGAAGGUUGUUGAAGUUUCCGGAGCAGAGCUACGUGUAUCUUGUAUUGAGCAGAGAAUGAGGACGUGCCAAGAUUAUAUGGAUCACGAGGGGCGUACCCAACAGUCGUUGGUGAUCAGUACUCCAAAAUAUCACAAGCGUUAUAUUCUACCAGCUGGGGAGACCAUGCAUGGCGCGAACCAGACAAAAUCGUCCUAUGUUGGGUGCAACCUAGACGACGAAGAUGACUGGCUUCACUUCAAGAGUGCUGUUCGAGCUACAAUUAGAGAAACACCAACAUCUACAGCAAGUAGAGGGCGUUCACCAUCACCUUCUGUCCAAACUCAGAGACCUGGAGGUUUUUCAUUCACCUCAACCAUGCCAAGAAAAGUUUUAGAUAAGCGUUCUGUUUCACCGCAUAGAUUCCCACUUUUACGCACCGGGUCACGGUCAAGUAGGCCUACAACACCAAAGAGCAGUAGACCAACUACUCCAAACCCUGCUAGACCAACCACACCAAAUCCUUCCAAUGCAAGACAAAGGUACCCAUCCGAGCCACGGAAAUCAGCUUCAAUGCGAUUGCCAGCCGAAAGAGACAAUGGCAAAGAAGUUGAACAAUACCCCAGUAAAGAUGUCAUGAAAGCUUGGAAACAAGUCAAUUUUGCAUUAUAG
Molecule: messenger RNA, 1236 nt
Organism: Arachis duranensis
Lineage: Eukaryota; Viridiplantae; Streptophyta; Magnoliopsida; Fabales; Fabaceae
Product: protein ABIL2
Exons: 10
Coding region: 301-1236 (311 amino acids)
Source: RefSeq, a predicted model, not a curated record